CAUGUCGGGUCUCCACUCUGCCCUUCUCCUCCUCUCCUGUGCUGGGAUGAUCUACCUAGAUGACUGUCAAGAUGACCAAUCUAAACCCCCGACAGAUCCAGGGUGUUCUUACAGUGUAAAACCGAUCCAGUUUGGUUUCCAGAUAAAGUUGGCAUAUUCUGCCCCUGGUAACUACACCAUGAACUACACCAUUGCUGAGAAGGAAAGUUCAUUUGAAAGAAAAGCCACUUCUUUUCUCCACAAUAAAACUUCAACUUGGGAAAUCAAACCUCUGAAGCCGUGCACUGAAUAUGAGCUAAAUGUCAUAUUAAUUAACAAUUAUACCACAAAACUCUGUAACAACACUGAAAAUAAAACUUCAACAACAAUGGAAAUGACUCAAAGAGACAUCACAAACAUCUCCUGCCCUUCUGGAUAUUUCUGUUACCAAAGUGGUUGGAACAUCAGCUCUUUACUAUCAGGAAACAAUGUUUCAGAUGUGCAGUUCAUCAAUGGAUCGUAUCGUAUCAAACCUGCUUAUGAGAGCAUUUGCUCAGAAUUAGUUUUGGAGUUCCCACAAGAAAAAUGCUCAAACAUCACCUUUAACAAAACUGAAAAUGUUCCUUUUGUCUUCAUUGAUGUAAACGACGUAUUUCAGCCUGAACCCACUGAACUUCCUGCAGAGAUAAAAUCAAAAUUACCUCCAAACUGUCAGGAUCUCAGUGUUGUGUAUAAUUGUUCAGGAAUGAACAAUAACUCUAUUGACCCGUCUGACAUGAAGCCGUUUACAGACUACAGCUGUACUGGUGACAUCAAGAGCAAAAAUGGCUCCAUAAUUAAAACACUUCCUCCUGUCCAGUUCAACGUUGACUGUGAUUUUUCAAUAAGCUUCCUGCAGAAAAUUCCAACCAAUACUUCCAUUAAGCUGAACUGGGAACCAACGAGUAAUGAAUGUGGAGGUAUCCUUGACCAACUGACGGAGCUCUCUUAUAGCUGCAGCUGUCAGCAAGGCUGGAAACAUGAACAUGAUGCUAUCAAAGGUGAAGUUGACCAAAGAACGUGUAACAUCAACGGACUUGAACCAUUCAAGGAUUAUACCUGUAAAGUCCAUGUCAUCUACAACAAGACAAGAAUGUUUAAAGAUACAAUAGAGAACGUGAAAACUGGGCCUGGAAGUAAGUAA
This is a messenger RNA of Poecilia reticulata (guppy), 1162 nucleotides long. The record is from RefSeq and is a predicted model, not a curated record. NCBI's taxonomy places the organism in Eukaryota, Metazoa, Chordata, Actinopteri, Cyprinodontiformes, Poeciliidae.